Molecule: messenger RNA, 18885 nt
Organism: Podarcis lilfordi (Lilford's wall lizard)
Lineage: Eukaryota; Metazoa; Chordata; Lepidosauria; Squamata; Lacertidae
Source: the annotation of a GenBank genome assembly
GGCUUUGCGCGGCGGCUGCCGCCCCACAAGGACCCAUCCACAAAGCUGCCUUAGGAAAGUGCCUGAUGCGGCACUUUUCUCGAUGCGUUCCUUGAGGGAUAAUUAAAAGCAAAACAAAGAAAACACCUUACAAAAAGAAACUGGUGCGUUUCAAAGCCAUACUGAGGCACGUGUAUGCGUGUGUGUUUUCCCGACACGGGCGUUUCUCCCCCGGCGUUUUGCUAAGACGGCCGCGGGAAGGCGGAGGACCCCACUCCCUCGCACGACGCACGCGAGCGCUUGGACCACGCCCCCUCGCCUCCCUCACGUGGGCCAGAGGCUUCGAGAAAGCACCCGCAGCGGCCGCGCGCAGCUCUCUCCGCUCCUCCUCAGGCCUCCGCCGCCGCCGCCGCCGCCACCAUGUUGACUGCCGCCCGCUUGCUGGUUCUGCGCCGCGGAGGGGCCGCCGCAGGGCCUGCUCAGGUGAGGCGCCCUGGGCGGAGAGGGAGAAGGCGCGACGGACGGACGAGCGAAGAGGGGGAGGGCAAGGGCGUCGGGAGCCCCCUCAGAAAAGAAGGGCCCCCUUCCGUGCCCUUCAGCCGGGUUGGGGGGUGGGGUUGGAGCUCGGAACCGCGCUGCCUCAAAACCCGCUAGUUCCCACGACCUUUCCGCGGCUCACGUGUGUCGCGCAGGACACGUGUGUCAAGGCAGACACGUGCUUCGUGAAAUCUGACCGGCUUUUUGCUGAUUUUUUUAAUUAUUAUUUUUUUGCUCGUGUGAGGGGGGGUGUAAAAAAAAUGAGGGUUUUUUUGCCGCUGGGUGUCAGAUCCUUGCCCGACUCGAGGGCCUGAGGGGUUCAAGCAUCCAGUGAGGAGCGCACGUGUGUUAAAGCGGGUGGGGUGGGGGGCGGGGAGGAUCUCCGUUAAAUAAUUUAUGUAACGCGCCGAAUAAUUUAUGUAACGAUUAUGCACUGUUUCUUUUUGGUUGGCCUAAUAAAAUGUAUUGCUGCAAGGCUGGAUUUUGGAACUUUUUUUUUUUUAAAAAAGGGAAUAGUACAGCUGCCCCCUUGCUUUCUGAGCUUUCUGCCCUUUAGUUCAGGGGUCAGCAAACUUGUUUUCCAGCAGGGGGCUGGUCCACUGUCCCUCAGACCUUGUGGAGGGCUGGACUAUAUUUUGGGGAAAAAAUAUGAACCAAUCCCUAUGCCCCACAAAUAACCCAGACAUGCAUUUGAAAUAAAAGCAUACAUUCUACUCGUGUAAAAACACCAGGCAGGCCUCACAAAUAACACAGAGAUGCAUUUUAAAUAAAAGGACAUGUUCUACUCAUGUAAAAACACGUUGAUUCCCAGACCGUCGACAGGCCUGAUUUAGAAGGCGAUUGGCCCAGAUCCGGCCCCCGGGCCUUAGUUUGCCUACCCAUGCUUUAGUUAGUAGGUGCAGUGAUUAUUUAGCACGGUAGAUAAGAAUCUGAAAGGGUAUGUUAAAAAUCAAGUUUUUUCAGAACGUGGGGAGCAGCAGAAUUCGCCUUGGUGGCUUAGAAUGAUUGGGACCUGCAUAUAUCAUGACUAAACUGGCUUCUGUUGAAGUAGUAAUUGGUAAGGUGAGAGAUGCUUGGGAACUGAAAAGCAGUAUGCUUGAGAUUACACCUUAGUAAGGAAUUGCCCCUGGAAAGCAAGCUUGCUCAGGUGUGUUUGAUAUAGCUCAUGAGGCUGAAUUUCUGUGUGGGCUUAUUUAGGAGUAAGUUCCAUCUAGCUCAGUGGGACUUCUUAGUUAACAUGCAUAGGAUCGGAAUGUAAACUGGAUGUAGCAGGUAGGGCAAUAAAAACUACAGAAAUCAGGAGGUUUUCCAAGUAGAAGCCAUCAUCAAUCUUUUAACUGGUACAGUCUUAUCAUAGGAAGACAUGUUUUUGAGUUUUAAGAGCAUUAACAGUGGUGGCAGAAGGUGGUUCAUUUUCAUUGACAUAUAGUAGCUGUUUAUGAAUAUAUCUCAUUAGCUUCAUUUGUUUUUUAGGUUUUCUGGAAUGGCGUAAGUCAAGACAUCCUCAGAUCUGUAACAAGCCGGCAAUAUGCGUAAGUAACAUAGCUGAACAAGCUAGCAUUAUUUGUCUUGUUGAAAUGGCAAUGUGAACUGAAAGUGCAAAAGCAAAUUUUUACUUCAGUAUUAAAAGGAGCAUCACAAAGAUGUCAAUUCGUUCCUCAGAUUGUAGGCAUUCAAAGCUUUUGCUUUUGGAAAAGCUAUAGUCCUAUCAAGAACCCAUGGGUGGUGUGAAGACCAAACAUUUCUUGAGAGCUCUUUCUCCAAAAGUAGAGGGAAGAAAGACAAUCACUAAAAAGAAAUGGCGGGUGACAGAACUGGAAAUUUCUGGUGAGACUGGCUCAUAAGUUGGGGGCACGUAUGCCAAACAAGUAUUAACCUUCGUACUGUUUUCUUUUUGGUAAAAAAAGGUAAUUGUUGGGAAAUGCAGUCUCGCUCUCAAGAAAAAAUAAAAAUCUGAGAAUUUCAGUUUGUGUAGAUAACCCGUUUUCUGAAAUCUGUUAAUACUGACAUGAAAAUUUAGCGGUUUGCUUGGGCAUGGAUUCUGGUUGGAGAAAAGACUUAAAUCCUAGUGUCUUCCAUAAUUCUUCUUUAAAUAUAUUACCAUCUACAAAACGCAGGAGGAUGGAUCCCAGCGCCAAGGGAUUUCAAGGGGGGAAUUACCAUAUUUUUCACUCUAUAGGAUGCACUUUUUCACCUCCAGAAAUGAAGGGGAAAUGUGUGUGCAUCCUAUGGAGCAAAUGGAGAGCGAGAGGGGUCGUGAGCACCGACCCCUCUCACUCUCCACGCUUCAGGGCAAGGCUCUCCCGGCUUCAGCGAAAGGAACCCAAAGCCUUUGGAGCGCAGCGCAAGGUCGCGCUGCGUUCCAAAGGCUUCAGGCGGCUAUCCCUGAAGCCUUUGGAGCGCAGCGGGAACUUGCGCUGCGCUCCAAAGGCUUCGCAACCUUGCCACCGCUCCCGGACCCGUUCUGUGGGCUGGGGUCGGGGGAAAUUCGGGCUUCCCCCGCCCCCAGCCCUGCAAACUCCGGGAGCAAAGGCGAGGUUGUGCUGUUAGGGUGCAGGGCACUGCUGUAAGCAACCUGGGUCAAUCCAGAAUUUUCUCUGGCUAGUGAUGAGGGAGGACAAGUGCCUUACCAGUUGUCUCUCAGCAUACUGCUGUGUGAAACAGCAGUAGUGGAAAGGGUCAUAGGAAGUCCCCAUUAUAAAGUUAUUCUGUUUUUCUGAGUAGUGAUGGCCAAAACCAUAACUUUGCCUUUGAAAAGCUGGAAUCAGUUAAAGUGUAGUUAAAUAUGUGUGCUUGUUAAAUAUGCUGAAGUGUGUGCUUGGCAUAGAUUAGGGACAAAAUAAAGUAUGGCCUUGAUCUUUUUGUUGUACUGCUUAUAAUGCAGUCACUAGUCUAACUAUGAUACAGCUGGAAGAACAGUAGUAGACUUGCUGCUUUUAUGGUACGAUGGAAGGUAGACAUUUUCUUGCUUAAAAUACAUUUAAAUUUAUCUUUUCAGAUCAGAAGCAAUCAAAGGUGCUGUCAUUGGCAUUGAUCUCGGCACGACCAACUCUUGUGUGGCAGUCAUGGAAGGGAAGCAAGCGAAAGUGAGUUCAAAAUAACUGCUUAUCCACUUCAUGGUUUAUUUUAAAAUGUACACCCCAAUUUUUGAGGAACCUCUUCCACAAAGGAAUUUAUAGUCUUAAAUAAAAACCAAUCCUUCCUGACGAUAAAAUAGAAAAACCCAGUUUCUGCUGCUUCAACUACAGUCACUGUUGCAUAUUCUUUUAUCUUGCAUAGGUGCUGGAAAACGCAGAAGGUGCCAGGACAACCCCUUCUGUUGUAGCCUUUACAAGCGAUGGGGAGAGAUUGGUUGGCAUGCCAGCUAAAAGACAGGCCGUCACGAAUCCCCCCAAUACAUUCUAUGCAACAAAACGACUAAUUGGGCGGCGAUACGAUGAUUCGGAAGUGCAGAAGGAUAUGUAAGGAAGUUAUCUUUUCUAUUAAUGCAAACCGUGCUGCAAACCUAAACAUAUUUGCACUUGUGGAGCUUUGUAAGCUCCAAAUGUAGUUGUGGAUGAUCGGAAUAAAACAAUUGAAAUAAAGUGGCCUUCACUGGCCAGUUUUCCUGACCAAGAUUGGACUUUGGACUAGAGGGUCUCUGUCAUAUAAUAGUCUAGAGAUGGUUUUAUAGAAAUGCAAUAUUCGUUCUUUUAAAGUUGUCCUUUUGCCUGCUUUGUUGCUUCAUUAAAGAACAAUGCCGGUGGAGUGAUGGUGAUGAUGCGUGAUUGAUUAGUUGACACAGGCUCUGUAACCUUUUAAAAAUACUUGUGCUUCCAGCAAAAACGUUCCUUUUAAAAUUGUCCGUGCUUCUAAUGGUGAUGCCUGGGUAGAAGCUCAUGGAAAGCUGUAUUCCCCAAGCCAGAUUGGUGCCUUCAUAUUGAUGAAGAUGAAGGAGACAGCAGGUUUGUACUGUAAAGCAUCUGAGCUGGGAGUGUGGGAAGUAGAGGGACCCAGCAUCCCCACACCAACGAGGUGCCCAUGACCCGUGGAUUAUCUACCAGAUUGUAGGGGGUUUCCCGGCUAAAUUUCCACAGUGCACACUGGUCCAGCACCAGCUCAUCUUGCCCUCUUAAUUUGAAGCAUUUUGCUUGAUUGACUUAAGCACUGUGAGCAGCAUGGAAGGAGCUCUCUCCCUUUGGUGGUAGAGAAUCCCGUCAAGACCCGGGUUCAAAUGAAUUAAUUUUAUUAAGGAUUAUAAAAGAAAGAGGAGAAAGGCAAUGGGGGGGAAAUAGUAUGCACUUCAUAAACCUGUAUUUUGCAGUCAUGCAUAGUCUUUCCCAGCCACUUUGUGUGGCUUACAGCAUACAGUGGUACCUCUGGUUACAGCUGCUUCAGGUUACAGACUGUUAACCCAGAAAUAGUACCUCAGGUUAAGAACUGUGCUUCAGGGUGAGAACAGAAAUCGCACGGCGGCAGGAGGCCCCAUUAGCUAAAGUGGUACCUCAGGUUAAGAACAGUUUCAGGUUAAGAACAGACCUGCAGAACAAAUUAAGUUCUUAACCCGAGGUACCACUGUAUAUAAAACAUAGUAAAACAUCAAGCAUCAAAUACAUCCAGAGUAGGAAAGGGAUAACACACAGGAAAAUAUUCCAUGUUUUAUCUCUACUUAACAGAGUUACUGUAGGUGAUUUGAUAGUGUGUCAGAUUGUAACCAAAGGGACCCGGAUUCAAAUUUAACCCAAAUAUUAGGAGCCCGGUCAGAAACUCUGUGUAACCUACCCUGAGGGUGGUUGUGAGGAGGAAAUGGGACUGUUUCUUGUAUGCCACCCUGAACUCAUUGGAGGAAGGUCAAAAUACAAAUAGUUUAAAAAGCAAACCCACUCCCAAACUUUCAUAGAGUCUAAAUCAUUUCAUUAGCUGGAAGCCAUCCAGAUUGGAACCUCUGCUUUGACAUGUCUGUAUAUGAACCAAUUUAAAAUGAUGCUUUUUACUUACUAGAAAAUUACCUGGGGCAUCCGGCAAAAAAUGCUGUCAUCACGGUCCCUGCUUAUUUCAAUGAUUCUCAGAGGCAGGUAAGGUUGCUGAAAUCUGAAUUUGCUUCAUCUGUGUGGCUGUUUCCAAUAUCUUGUCUUCUGCUGCAGUAGUAUACAUGAAUACUUUUCCAUAUAUAUUUCUCCAUGGAUAUGUUAAUGCCUGAAGUCCAAAAUGCAUGUGACUCCAUUAAGAACCUAGGAAGCUGUUUUAUAUUGAAUCAGACCCUUGGGCCAUCUAAUUAAGUAUUGUCUACACUGACUUGGCAGCAGCUUCCAGGAUUUCAGAAAAGGGGCAGUCUCAGUCCUACUAAGUGAAGCUUGGGGCUGGAUAUGGAAUCUGCAUGCAAAGGAGAUGCUCUAGCCACUGAAUUAUAGCACUUCCCCUUUAUAGUUGCUUUACAAGAAUUCUCUCAAAAGCUUUUUUUGCAGAGGAAACACUGGCCUUUUUUUGUAAUCAAGCAAUGCUUUAACACGCCAUUAUUUUCUUCCAAGGCUACUAAAGAUGCCGGGCAGAUUGCGGGAUUGAAUGUUUUGAGGGUGAUAAAUGAGCCAACAGCUGCAGCACUAGCUUAUGGCUUGGAUAAGUCUGAAGACAAAGUGUAAGUAUAUAAAACUUCUGAAAACUUGAACUUCAUCGCUUUCAUGUUUCUUAGGUCAGAUAAAUGAAUUGCCAGCUUCUGGGCGGCUUCCUCCAGUUUUUUGGCAAACAAUGGAACUGAAAGACUUUCAAGCAUACCUUCAUAUGUAGUCCUCUGUGCUCAGAUAGCAAAAUAUUAUAUUCCUGUAAGGAGAGAUGCAGGGCAACCUCUGAAAUUGGUGGCAUUCUCUCUUCCAUGCAACUACACAGAGUACAGUGACCUUCAUGCCAAGAAGGAAAUAAACGCAUUAAUUCCUGAUACCUGCCUUCAUAAGCAGCUGCUUCUGUUUCAACAAGUUGUUUGUCGGAUUAAAAUUAAAUAGUGUGGCAAAAAUUGGACAUCCUCUGAAAUCUUAAGAUUCCAAGUAAUUAAACGAAGCAACUUGCAACAAUCUCACUCCUUUAACAUGUUAGUCUUCGAUUAAAAAGAGGAAACUGGUGUUCCCCCACGACUGAAGGUGCUAAUCAAUUUGCCCCUCCCGCCCCCUUUAGUAUUGCAGUCUACGACUUGGGUGGUGGCACAUUUGAUAUUUCUGUCUUGGAAAUUCAGAAGGGAGUCUUUGAGGUCAAAUCCACCAAUGGUGACACUUUCUUGGGCGGUGAAGAUUUUGACCAGGCCUUGUUGCAGCAUAUUGUGAAAGACUUCAAGAGAGAGGUAAGUCGCUUGUAUUUCAUGGUCUGGAGAUGAAGGAACCACCAGAGAGCUUUUUCAAGUGUUCAUUUAACCUUAAAAAAGGGAGACCUGCAUGGAUCUGACUAACUUUAUUAGAAGAGCCACACUGGUUUCCAAGACAAUAAAGCUGUUCACUCUCUGCUCCUUUACCACUGGCCUUAUUGAAAUCCUCUUGUAGUUCGCUUUUAAACACGUCUUCACCUCUUGAACAUAAGCAGGGGGGAGGCAUGUGAUGUGUGUGUUUAGUGCAUUUUAACUCGGUGGCACCGUGGAGGGAUGCGGGUGGCUCUGUGGUUUAGGGCUUGCCACUCAGAAGGUUGGCGGUUCGAAUCCCCGUGACGGGGUGAGCUCCCGUUGCUCGGUCCCUGCUCCUGCCAACCUAGCAGUUCGAAAGCACGUCAGAGUGCAAGUAGAUAAAUAGGUACCACUCCAGCGGGAAGGUAAACUGCAUUUCCAUGCGCUGCUCUGGUUUGCCAGAAGUGGCUUAGUCAUGCUUGGCCAGUAAAGUGAGAUGAGCGCCGGAACCCCGAGUCGUCCACGACUGGACCUAACAGUCAGGGGUCCCUUUACCUUUACCUAACUCUCUGAAGGCCAGCACACAUUUUACAGUGGUGGGCAUGUUUGCUGCAUUUCCCUCACAAAAAGUAUGAAGCUGGGGGAGACAUGUAUCUGAAUACUUGCAGCAAGGGGGGCACAAGGUAUUUGUGUGCUGUAGUGCUGUGUUUGGCUAUUGCUCCCUGACACACGUUGCCUGCAUGGUCAUGAGCCAUGGAUCUCCAUGCCACAUGAUGGCAGCUAUACUUUCCAUCCUUGCACGGCUGUUUGAGGCUGGAAUGGAUGUAGAAGAAAAAGCCUCCCCCAGAGCACACAGUUUCAGUGCAGUGCCUUUCUUUACGGAUGCAACUAAAAUUUGGUUAACUGUCAGUCUCCUUUUGUUAGUCGUGUCAGAUAAAGUUUAGUGAACAGCCCAUCCAAAUUCAUUGAAGUAAAUUGAUGGUUCUAUGUAGAAAAGGCUUGGGUGCUCGCUGGAUGUUUUAAUGAGUGGAUUAUAUAAUGUUGACAUUAAUAGGCAAUUCAGCGCUGCCAGAUUUAGUUAGCAUCCAAUACCGUUUGGCAUGCAUUUUGUGGCAGUGGAAGGUUUACCUUUUCUCCCUUAAACGUAGCUCGGGCAGGACUGAUGCGUACUUGAGACGCAAAACAUAACUGGGACUGGAAAUGAUCGCUUGGCAACAGAGAGGGCAUUUGUGUACCAAGAUGUAGCUAGUCUAGUAUUAGUAGCUGGAGUUUAAAAAGCUGGAAUGAAGGAAAGCGAAUUCCCAGCCUUGCUGUUUAAAGAUCCAUUAACUCAAUGAAAAUUAGUAAAUUGGCUCAAGUCAGGUAAAUCUCUGGUGUGUUACAUCACAUAUACUGCAAAGCCUUUUAAGUUGUUGGUAGUACAGUUGUACCUUUUGUCUCCCGAAUGCCACAAACCUGGAAGUGAGUUUUCUGGUUUGUGAACGUUCUUAGGAACCCAAACAUCCCGACGGGGCUUCUGAUUGGCUGCAGGAGCUUUCUGCAGCCAAUCAGAAGCCGUGCUUUGGUUUCCGGACAUUUUGGAGGUUGAAUGAGCUUCUGGAACGUAUUCUGUUGGACAUUCAAGGUAUGACUGUACUGUACUGUGCUGUUUAUGUAGUAACAUGUGCCAUUAGUACUGUCAGUUCUAUAAAGCACAUGUGAUUUUGAAGAGCCACUUCAAAUAUUGAACAUGAAAGAGAAUGUGGGUUUUGUAAUGCUGUUCUAUCUCACAGUAUAAUACUAUGAACAUGUUGUUUGUCUUUUUCCAGACAGGUGUUGAUCUAACUAAAGAUAACAUGGCUCUACAGAGGGUGAGGGAAGCUGCAGAAAAAGCAAAGUGUGAACUCUCUUCCUCAGUCCAGGUGAGUAAAUGAAUUAUUUCACUCCAAGCAAAAGCACUACCAAGGGGUGGGGAGUAUUUCCCAGUAGCGGAAGUAUUGCAGUCCUGGAUAAAUGUGAUAAUACACUAAUGGAAGUGUUGCUUUGGGGGAAAUCCCUAGAGCCUAACCAGAUGCGUAAACUACUAAUCAUGUACAGUACAAUGACUGGAGAACCCCCAGAUGUUGGUGACUGAUGGGUUUGCCUUUUUCAGUGCUCCGAGGGAAUUAGUUAUUACUGAGAAAAAAUAAAUAGCUUUUCUUUCUGGCCAAAGUAAUACAUAAGUGCCAUAUCCUAUAACUGUAGCUCAUGUAGUGAGCUAUAGUUUGUUCUAGUGUUCUUAACUGUGUGACAAGUACAUUUUUUAUUCAAGCUUUGCAAUCAAGCAUUGCUUUUUGGCCAGAGAUCUUCUCUGUAACAACAAAGGAGGAUUUGUUUUAACCUAAACAAUUACUGUACAUUUUGAGUUGGUGUGUUAAAAAUUUGGUUUGAAAGAAGUCCUUUAUUCUUCAUCUGGAUGGAAUAAAUACGAACAACAAUUUGGUUACAGACUUGAGGAAAGAGUCAGAUCAGAAAGGGUGCUGUUUGUUUGUUUUUUAUUUAUCUCUGAUGGCUGAUCUUUCUUUGCAUUGCAGACAGACAUUAACUUGCCAUAUCUUACAAUGGAUGCUUCAGGACCAAAGCAUUUGAAUAUGAAGCUGACUCGUUCUCAGUUUGAGGGGAUUGUGGCCGAUCUGAUCAGAAGGACAAUAGCACCUUGCCAGAAAGCCAUGCAGGACGCUGAAGUCAGCAAGAGCGACAUUGGUGAAGUUAUAUUAGUUGGUGGCAUGACCAGGAUGCCUAAGGUAUAAUAGAUUUCCUGUGACUUAAUAUACUUGGGCCCCCAUAUCAUCAGUUGUGCCCUUUGGACCUUGCUUAACUCUUAAGACAGCAAGAGUGACUGGAGUGAGUAGCAACUCAGCAGAUGGUGUUGGCAUGAAAUUAACAUUACCUUUCUGCUGCCUGUGCCACUCGUGACUUUGCCUGUUAAAGUUUAACUGUGGCUAAAACCUUGGUAGCUUGAAUUUAAAGUCUGUUUUGCAGGGGGAAUUGCUUGUGUUUUUUGAGGUCUUUGCUUUUGGGCUUCCUUCCAAGCUCACCAGCGUAUCUCUCUUAAGUUAUAAAUGAGGCAACGUGUGCCCAGAGGCUUAUGCAUGAUGGCUGAAGGCUCUGAAAAGCCCUCACUGAGGCACUGAAGGGUCAGGAGAAGAACAGUGGUGUCAUUGCAUGGGAGGGGCCUCCUUUCAAGCCUCUGUCCUCCUGUUUUCAGAUUAUUCUGUUGUUUUGCUGCUGUGCCUUUUGUUUGUGGACAAAUGUCAUAUACCGUAUUUUUCGCUCCAUAGGGUACAACGGACCAUAGGGCGCACCUCGUUUUGAGGGGGGGGGGGAUAAAGGAGAGGCCUCUGGGAGAGGCUGCGCGUGGCUUUGGCAGAAGCCAAGACAGCGAGCAGGAUGGAUCCUGCUCGCUGUCUUGGCUUCGUUUUUAGCUGCGGGGCUGGGGCGGGGGAAGCCCGAGCUUCCCCCGACCCCAGCCCUCAGAACGGGAGCGGAAACUCCCGCCGGGCUCCGAAGGCUUGCGGAUAGCUGCCUGAAGCCCGGGGUGCGCAGCGGGAGUUGGCGCUGCGCUCCCCGGGCUUCAGGCUGCUAUCCACAAGCCUUCGAAGGCUAUCCGAAGGCGUGCGGAUAGCUGCCUGAAGGCUGGAGAGCGAGAGGGGUCAGUGCGCACCGACCCCUCUCGCUCUCCAGGCUUCAGCGAAAGCCUGCAUUCGCUCCAUAGGACGCACACACAUUUCCCCUUCAUUUUUGGAGGGGGGGAAAUGCGUCCUAUAGAGUGAAAAAUACGGUAUCUGUCGUGUGAAGGCACAGCACUUGGCCCUAUCCAAGUCUUGUGUUCUGUCCUAUGUUAAUCACAUAGAGGGUGGAUGAACGCACUCAGCCCGCAUCUCCUAUCAUAUUCCCAGUUCAUCCUUCACAUGUUGGAGGGUGACUGUGUGCAGUGGGGAGCCUGUUCUGUUCUUGUAGGCUGCCUUCUAGAGAUGAUAGCCCUCCAACUUACGGAGGAUGGCCGGGAGGCUGGGGCAAGUCCAUCGUCUGGAGGAUGGGAGGGGAUAACUGAAUAGGGCUGAUCGUUAUAUAAGAGAAUGCUGUGGGUCCAAAAGGCAAGCAUUUUAUAAUUUUAUUUCUCUUGGCAUAUGAGAAGGCUGUAUUUGUCUCCUGUAAGAUAAUGGUGGUGGUUUUCUGCAGAUCUGUGCAGUGAUGUACAGUGGUACCUCGGGUUACAUACGCAUCAGGUUACAGACUCCACUAACCCAGAAAUAAUGCUUCAGGUUAAGAACUUUGCUUCAGGAUGAGAACAGAAAUCGUGCUCCUUGGCGGAGCAGCGGUAGGAGGCCCCCUUAGCUAAAGUGGUGCUUCAGGGUAAGAACAGUUUCAGGUUAAGAACGGACCUGUGGAACGAAUUAAGUACUUAACCCGAGGUACCACUGUAUAUAAAUCUCAAAGCUUCGGUUCUUUAUUCAGACUGGGCUGCAUGUUGUUACUAGAAUUAGAGGGAAACUGAGAAUGUGUCUACUGUAGAGGAACCUGCAGAUUCAGUGGGAUUUUUUGCCAUUUCUAAACCCCUGCCCCCCCCCCAAAGAAAACCUAACAGGCAUGCAUGUCUUAUGUAUCCAUUCAGGUACAGCAGACUGUCCAGGACUUGUUUGGCCGCGCUCCUAGCAAAGCAGUUAAUCCCGAUGAAGCUGUUGCUAUUGGUGCUGCCAUCCAGGGAGGCGUACUGGCUGGUGAUGUCACUGAUGUGCUGCUGCUGGAUGUGACUCCUCUUUCCCUUGGUAUUGAGACGCUAGGGGGAGUUUUCACUAAGCUCAUCAACAGGAACACGACUAUUCCAACCAAGAAGAGCCAGGUAGGAGAGUGUGCAUGUGCAUGGGAGACCGUGUUCUGCGUAUUGCUUUAUGUGAAAUGGUACUGUGUGUUCUUCGUACCCUUCUAUGGUUUAUGCUAUGUCCCUGCCGCUAAAGCAUUCCUUCCUAUUCCUCUUGUUCUGUUGCGAGGUCAUCAUUCUCUUGCUGUUUGUGCUCAAAGGUUUAGACGGUAUAGAAAAAGACUGGAGAUUUUCGUAAUUUGCAGGCCGCGCAGGACUAAGCUGUUCAUCCACUAUGGCAAUGGCUAUGAUUUUUAAGGAUGUAACUGUUGUAUGCUGCCCAGUUAUGUAAGAACCAUAGAAUUGUAGAGUUGGUAGGGACCAUCUAGUCCAACCCCCUGAAAUGCAAGAUCCUUUUGCCCAAUAUGGGGCUCAAACCCACAACCCUGAGAUUGUCUCCUGCUCUACCAACUGAGCUGUGCCAGAGAACCUAACAAUCGCUAUGGAGACAGGUUGCUGGGAAGGGUGGGGGGAGUAGGAGAUCCAUUGGGAGCACCGCUUUGUCUUACAACUCUAAGGCAUAAGAUACUUUCUCCCAGAACUUCAGUCAUUUGCUAGUACAUAUUAUGCUUUCCAGUAGCUAAUAAGUUAGAGGCUGUGAUAGUUGUAGUACUGCUUGGAAGAAAUUACAUUGUCUCUUAUUGGUUUGGCUACCUUCUAUUCUUUUGGCUUUCCCUUCAGCUGCUACUUUUAGUUACACAACACGGCUGUGUAACCCUGCUGAUACCAAAUGUGUUUCAUUUUGACAGGUGUUCUCUACAGCUGCUGACGGACAGACUCAGGUGGAGAUCAAAGUGCAUCAGGGUGAGAGAGAAAUGGCUGGUGACAAUAAGCUGCUUGGCCAAUUUACUUUGGUAAGUUUGUUUUCAUCUGCCGUUAUGGUAUGAAAAUUAUAGGAAGUAGUUUCAUUCUGCCCACUAGGGUCGAAAGACAUUGUUGCAUAGGAACAAACCUUUUCUGCGGCAAAAAAAAACCCCCAGAACAUGUAGAAGAGUUCAUUAUUUUUUCCUUUUAACAAUACUUGGAAAAAAUGAAUGGCAUUAAUUUUGCCAUUGUCACGUGCAGAUUUUCUGUACAGGACUUGCUGUACUAAGUCAUAGCCAGGGUAGACCCACUGAAAGUGUGUUUGAAAUAAGAGUUUGAUUGACGUUGGGUAGUUCUCUAAAUUUCUAUGAAUGGGUGUAAGUGUGUAGUCAUAGCAUAGAAAAGUGGCAUAAGAACACAGGGAACUGUGUUUGCUCAUCCAGCUAAGUACUAUUUAUACUGGCUGCAACUCUUAGACGUCUUUCCACUGCGUACAGAUGCCAGAAAUUGAACCUUGAACCUUUUGCAUGCAAAGCAUGUGCUCAUUGAGUGAAAAUCCUCCUUCAAAUAAGCAUUAACCUGCAAGUGGGUUUUCAGCAAAACCAGAUGCCUUCAUCUACCCCACCUGCAAUAAAAUAUGUUUUUCCCGUACUAGUCUCUACAGACACAGCAGGCGCUGUAACGCACCAGCAUUUUGACUUUACUACCAAAGGUGCACUCUUGCGUUGUCUUCCAAGGCAGAUGGAUGCCAACUACAAGGAGUUGUGGAAAUCAUCAUCUUGUUAUUUAUAUGCCAUCUCUCCAACUGGGUUGUCCCAGCCACUCUGGGCAGCUCCCAACAAAAUAUUAAAAACACAAUAAAACAUUAAAAACUUCCCUGAACAGGGCUGCCUUCAGAUAUCUUCUAAAAGUCAAAUAGUUGUUCAUCCGUUUGACAUCUGAUCAGGGAUCAAUAUUAGAUUGUACAGUACUACUUCAGUGUUAGAUUGCUUCACUGAGUAGCAAGUAGAAUCAGCAAUUGAUCUCAAAUGCUUACUAUUUAUUGCAUAAUUAAUAAGGAGGCGCAAAGCUUAUUAGUUAUUGUUCCCUCUUGGUUAUCAACAAUGUACCUUGUGAUUUUAGGUUGGGAUUCCGCCAGCUCCACGGGGAGUCCCCCAGAUAGAGGUCACUUUUGACAUUGAUGCCAAUGGAAUUGUUCAUGUUUCUGCAAAAGAUAAAGGCACAGGACGGGAGCAACAGAGUAAGUGUGCUAGAUAGUUGCUUCUUUGGAGGGGAGAGGGAAUGUGAACAGAUGAAAUUGUUAUGGCAGUCAGGCACAGUAAAGGACUAUCGUGAUAUCAUGGGAAGGAAGGAAAAAGAGAAGAAAGGAGACACUAGUGUGCAACUUCUGUCAAGCUAUAAAACGUGGCCAUUGUUUAGUUUGCAGUUCCCACCUGAGCUUAAUUUCUUUUCUGGAAGCUUUUGAUAAGAUCUCUGAGCUUUGCUCAUGGCCAGAACCAAUCAAGUGUGUGCAGUGAUGCUAUUAUCAACACAUCAUUCUGAAAACCCGUGUGGAAGAUUUCUAACUGAGCACAACACAACUGAGAAGCUUGUUUCUCCUGGCUUUGAGAUCUGUUACAUAAGCACUCUUGUUCUUAGAAAUGACAGUACUACAUCAGAUAGUAGAAAAUGUCAAAUAAUAUAGAAGGCCUAUAGCUCUUUAAAAAGCAAGAGAACAAACUAAUUGAAGAUAGGGAUUGCAGAAAGUCAGUUUUGGCAAUUUUUAUACAAAUGUGGGGUGUAAAUGCUAGACGUCAUAAUGUUACAGUGAGGGUCAGGCAGAUAUAAUUGUUGUGGUCUACGGGAUUGGUCUUGUAUGCCUACUAGGCAUGUGUUGCUUUGGUUUCAGAUAGCAUUCUGUAAACAAAAUACCGUUUCAUAUUUCUGUAGUUGUGAUCCAGUCUUCUGGUGGUCUUAGCAAAGAUGAUAUUGAGAAUAUGGUGAAGAAUGCAGAAAAAUAUGCAGAAGAAGACAGGCGAAGAAAGGUAAGUUUGCAGUGAUGACUUUAGACUGAAAUAUUGAUUCCCAAUGCAGUUAUGUCUUUGGAGAACUUUGGAGCAGAUGUCUAGGUCCUCAAACUAAAAUAGAUGCUACACUCACUUUUCAAAAUCCUUGAGUUGAUAGAAUUGGAGCAUUUUUGCUUACAGAACAAUGAAUGAAUGCGUAUCCGAAGAGUUACAUUUGGGUGAAAUAUAUUUAGAUGCCUAAUUCUGUGUCAGCUUCAUGAUCCUCAUUGAUAUGUGAGUGUUAGGGGCACAAAUGGGGUAUUUCACCAAAGUUGUUGUUUUAUUCAGGAACGUGUUGAAGCUGUAAACAUGGCAGAAGGAAUAAUCCAUGAUACAGAAUCCAAAAUGGAAGAGUUCAAAGAUCAGCUACCUGCUGAUGAGGUAGGUGUUCUGCCUUGCGGUAAACGAAUUGUUUUCUUUUGUCUCAGUCUAAAAUUAAUUGUGUAUGGAUUUGACACGCUGCCUGGGCAUGUACUGAAUUUGCUUCCUCUUUUUGUCAGAAUGUGCAAAACUAAUGCUCUCUAAAUUGUAUAAUCCUUCAUACAGCAAUUUCCUGGCUGUGCUAAUUUAUCACCGGAGAAACUAAGCAGCCUACGAUAAUGAGAAAAGGCUUUUAAAACAAUUCAUGAUCUUUAAUUUUAAUUCCAGAAAGCUUUUGGCAGAGAUAAUAAAUGCAGACUUCUCCCAAGAAAUUAAAAAGAGAAAAUCUUGUAAGCUUUUGUUAUAUUGGGGUAGUAUCCCCUGUGUGAGAAAGGUUGCUGGAAAAGCCAUGAAGGGGCCAAGUCAACUUGGGGGAAGGGAACUCUUAUGAGAAUCAAAUGCUGUUCUGUUCUCUUAAUAACUAGUGAUGAUGCUAAAUUUAUGAUCAAUCCAUUAGAGUAACAAAAUUUGAUUUUGUGUGGUUGGUCUUGUGCAAAGCAAACAUUACAGUCCCUGGUUGCUUCUCCCACCUACUGAUUUUUCUGCUGCUUUGCCAGUGAAGGUGAGGCAGCUAUGCAGCGAUGUUCAUGGUUUACGCUGUAAUCAUUCAUGACAACAUUUCAGGAUGUCGGGAGCAAAUUAGCAAUAAAUCACAUGGCGUCCAUGAACUUAACUCUUUAUUCAGGGAAACUAGGUCGACUCAGGAGCCAGGUAUAGUGAGCAUAGCAACUUGUCCUGAUAGAUCUUGCCCCAAUGAGGCGGUUGUGAGGACUUAAGGUUCCCCACCUUUCCCAAAGCUGCUGUCUCUCCCAAGUCCUUCCCAAGCAAUCUGAGACUAUGCCAAUGUGCCUGUCUCUGCCCUGCCCUCUUCAUUCUUCUUCUGGUUCUAGGAGACCAGUGGGGAGGGAAGCUGAUCACAACAGCAGCAUCUACACCAGGCUUCCUCAACCUUGGCCCUCCAAAUGUUUUGAGACUACAAUUCCCAUCAUCCCUGACCACUGGUCCUACUAGCUAGGGAUCAUGGGAGUUGUAGGCCAAAAACAUCUGGAUGGCAGAGGUUGAGGAAGCCUGAUCUACACGUUUUCAUUAUUUUUGUGAAUUUCAGUACAUUUUACCUUUUCGCCUUGCCUGCAAGCCAUGAACUCAAUGGAAUAAACUGAUUUUUAAAUAUAAUAUAGAGCUGACCUUGAUGCUUGUGGCAGUCUAUGCAUGUCUGAGAGCUCGUGUAGUGGUUAGAGUGUUGGGCUAGGACCGGGGAGACCACGGUUCAAAUCCCUACUUGGCCAUGAAGCUCACUGGGUGAUCCUGGACCACCAGUCAGUGUCUCUUAGCCUAACCUACCUCACAGGGUCGUUGUGAGGACCAGUGGGGGAGAACCAUGUAUGUGACCUUGAGCUCCUUGUAGAAAAGGUAGGAUAGAAAUCAAAUAAAUAGACUUUAAACUGCAGUCACCUGCAGCAAGACCUAGGAGAACAAAAACUUAUUAGGCAAGUGAUUUAUUUUUAUUUUUUAACUAACGGGGGUAAAGGCAGGCAGAUUGUUUUCCAUGGCUUCCCCCUUGCUGAAGGUAUCGAUAAAAUACCUUCCACCCUGGCAGCUGAUGGCACCUUCCAAUUACUGUAGACUAUGUGGCUUUAUUGAGGUCAAGAUCCGCUUUGAUAAAUGCCGAAAGGGUUACGGACAUGUGUUUCCCUGCAAUUGCUUUACAGUGCAACAAACUGAGAGAAGAAAUUGCAAAAAUGCGAGAACUGCUAGCUCGUAAAGACAGCGAAACCGGCGAGAACAUCAGGCAGGCAGCAUCCACCUUACAGCAGGCAUCCCUCAAACUCUUUGAAAUGGCCUAUAAAAAGGUAGGAGGGCCGUGUGCUGGAGUGUAUGGGGGGAGGGAGGCUCAGUUAAUUUCAUUGUACACAAGUUGUACAUUGACAAUAAAUAUUUUAUUUUAUUUUUUUGUUUGUUUGUUUGUUUGGGCGGGCAAGGGCAGAUGGUUUGGAAUUUCCAGUGUGUGUGUGCUUUGGUCUUAGCAAGUAAAAAACCAUCUGGGUAAGCUGGACACUGCCAGUACUAGCCGAUCAUAGCUGACCUUAGGAAUGAGAGGUGAUCGGAAGGAAAAAAAAUGUACUACAAGUUUUGAAUGCUUGCGUCUUGAGAUCUGGUGAUUAAGGGAGAAGAUUGCAGGCUCCUCAGCUCAGUUGAUCGGAGUAGCAGAUAGAGAUGUCAAAUUUCCAUAAUUUAUUUGAGCACUUGGCGAAAGUAAAGAAUUAAUUUUUUUGGUCCAGUCAACACUCUCUUGUGGCUCAGCUUUCUAGCAAGAAGUAAGUAAGAGGGAGCCCUGUUCUUACAUCCUCCUGUUAGUCAGUGCCCUGCUGAGCUAACACUUUUUUUACCCCCUCUUCAGAUGGCAUCUGAGCGGGAGAGUUCUGAGAGUUCAGGAAGCUCUUCAAGCUCUGGGGAUCAGAAGGAAGAAAAGCAAUAAUUCCCCUGUCUCGCAUGGACUGGAGCAGGAAGAGGACAAUGUUCCGAAGCUUGGGAGCCAAUGGACCUUCCUGAGCAGCUGUGGGCAGAUUUAUGUCUUACUGUGUUUUUGCAGUAUACUAUACAUAAUUUCCUGAAUGUAUAAAUUUAGUGAUGGCGUCCUACUAGUGAAAUUAUCACCUGAUCAAAAAUUUAUUUCGGAACAGCUCCUCGGGGUCAGUGACAUUUUCAAGUGCAUCCUGGGGAUUCAUGGAGCUCUUAUUGAAUGGGGGGAGUAAGCACAGCAGUGAUUUCUAAAGGUUUAGAAACCAUGUCUCGCAGCUUGAGGGUGGCACGAUGAAGCCCAUGGGGUGCCUGAACUGUAUAUUCCACCCUUAAUUAUGGAUCCUCCUUUUGGGAACAGAUUUCUGCUUUAAUGAAGGGAUUUCAAUAGGGCCUGGGUUGGGCAGAGGCAGGGCUUGCCUACUGUGGCAGAGAAAACACAGAACUGCACCUUAGCGUAGUAUCUUUAUCUGAAAGGAAAUGGGUUGUUUUUAAUGUAGCUGUUACUAUAUGAAUAAGGCUACUCUGAAGUUCCAUGCACUGCUUGUCUAGGCUUUCUGCUCUGCCCAGUGUCUCUUCUUGCAGAAAAACAGCUUCCCUAUUAAUAAAAAUGUUCUUAUUUGAUCAAUCCUGUGUGUUUUUAAAAAUCGCAGCUGUCUUCUGUUUCAAACACCCCCCAGCCUGGUAUUGCUCACUGCUACUACAGAUAUACCGGGACGCGGGUGGCGCUGUGGAUAAAACCUCAGUGCCUAGGACUUGCUGAUCGUAAGGUCGGCGGUUCGAAUCCCCAUGGCGGGGUGAGCUCCUGUCUUUCGGUCCCAGCUCCUAUCAACCUAGCAGUUCGAAAGCACGUCAAAGUGCAAGUAGAUAAAUAGGGACCGCUUUAUAGCGGGAAGGUAAACGGUGUUUCUGUCUGCGGUGCUGGUGCUGGCUCGCCAGAUGCAGCUUCGUCGCGCUGGCCAUGUGACCCGGAAGUGUCUUCGGACAGCGUCAGCUCCCGGCCUCUUGCGCGAGAUGAGCGCGCAACCCUAGAGUCGGUCACGACUGGCCCUGUCGGGCAGGGGUACCUUUACCUUUUUACUACAGAUAUAAGAUGUCAGAUGUACUAGAGAUUUUAAACAGGUGUUUUGAAACAUCCCUUCACAGGAGUAAAGCUCACAAGUGUACCUUUUUUCUUCCCUCUUCAGUGCAUCACUUAAUACAGGUUUGCUCCUGAGUAAUCCAGAAGCCAUUCUCCAGUAUUAGUGUACACUGGCAUUUCAUAGAAUUGAGUGUGCUUUGGGCAUCUGACCCUACAUACAAUUCCAAGUAAUGUAUUCAGUGGGUCAAAUAAAACAAUAAUGAUUAAAGGUUUGUUAAAGUAU